This is a messenger RNA of Staurois parvus, 322 nucleotides long. Lineage: Eukaryota; Metazoa; Chordata; Amphibia; Anura; Ranidae. The record is from the annotation of a GenBank genome assembly.
AUGCAGACUGCUUCUACAAACAUUUGUGAAAGACUGUGCAAUAAGUCCAUCUGUGAAAUUUCCUUGCCACUAAAUAUUCUAUGAUCAGCUGUUAGUGGUAUUAUAACAAAGUGAAAACAACUGGGAACAACAGCAACUCAGUGGUAGGCCAUGUAAAAUGACAGAGCGGGGUCAGUGCAUGCUGAAGGGCACAGCGUGUAGAAGUCACCAACUGUCUGCAGAGUUAAAGACCUCCAAACUUCAUGUGACCUUUAGAUUAGCACAACAACAGUGCAUAGAGAGCUUCAAGGAAUGGGUUUCCAUGGCCGAGCAGCUGCAUCCA